CACAAGUAACCAAUCAGAAGAUAGGAAAGUAGAGUCCCGGCCAUGCUGAUUUGGAUUGUGGGAUUAAACAAAGUAUCUGCUAUCACGUCGCUGAACUGUUUGUUUUCCAUAUUCGUGAACAUUUCAUGCCACCACUUCUCUGGAGACGGAGAAAUGGAGCACGUGCAUCUGGCAGUAGAGGAGGAUGACCUUUAUUCGGGUUACAACGACUAUAAUCCAACAUUUGACUCUGAUGAGUUGGAGAAUGAUGAGAGCUUCAAGCAAGCAGUGAGGUCAAGUCAUGGACGAAGACCCCCGAUGACUGCUAAAUUUCCUGGCACUUCCAUGGGAGCUAGGCCUAUAGCUUCUUCCUUUGGUACUCGGUUCUCUAUGGCCUCUUCAAUGGGCAGAUCCAUGACUGGAGCUAUGCAGGAUGGGACAGCCCGACCAAUGACCGCUGUCAGAGCAGCAGGUUACACAUCCUCCCUGACUCGUGGCUCAACCUUUGACCCUCUGGGCCAGUCCAGAGGCCCUGCUCCUCCACUUGAAGCAAAGAAUGAGGACACGCCUGAGGAGAAGAUCAAGAUCCUGGAGAGGAAAGUGAACCACCUGAUAGAAGAGAGCUGCAUGGCACAGAGCACUGGAGCCUUGCAACUGGCUCUUGAAAAAGCCAAAGAGGCAGGGAGGAAAGAGAGAGCACUGGUGAGACAGAGGGAACAGUCUGGCAAUGCGGACAACAUCAAUUUAGACCUCACCUACUCGGUUUUGCUCAACCUUGCCAACCAGUAUGCGAACAAUGAAAUGUACCCAGAGGCCCUGAAUACCUACCAGGUCAUUGUAAACAACAAGAUGUUCAAUAAUGCAGGCCAUCUGAAAGUCAACAUGGCCAACAUCUACUUCAAACUGAAAAACUACCCAAAAGCCAUCAAGUUCUACCGAAUGGCAUUGGAUCAGAUCUCCAACGCUCACAAGGAAAUGAGGAUCAAAAUUGUGCAGAAUAUCGGUAUGGUUUUCGUCUGCACGGGCCAAUAUUCGGACGCCAUAAUGUCUUACGAACACAUCAUGAGUGAGAGCCCCAACAUCAAGACAGGCUACAACCUCACCCUGUGCUACUAUGCCAUCGGUGAUAAGGAAAGGAUGAAGAAGGCCUUUCAAAAGCUCAUCUCAGUCCCUUUGGGCAUCAGUGAUGAAGAGAAGUACAUCCCAUCUAAUGAUGACGCCGGCUCAAAUAUGGUCAUCGAGGCCAUUAAGAAUGACAAGCUUCAUCAGAUGGAGAGAGACCUAAAAGUCCUGGCUGAGAAGUACAUCAUGACCGCAGCCAAGCUCAUCGCUCCUGCUAUUGAGACUUCUUUUGCAGCUGGAUUUGACUGGUGUGUGGACAUGGUGAAAAGUUCUCAGUAUGUGGAGCUUGCCAAUGAUCUAGAGAUAAACAAAGCUAUCACCUACAUCAGACAGAAGGACUUUAACCAGGCAAUGGAAACUUUGAAGACAUUUGAGAAGAAGGAUAGCAGAGUGAAGAGCGCUGCAGCCACCAACCUCUCUUUCCUCUACUUCCUGGAGAAGGACUAUGACCAAGCCAAGCGAUACGCUGACCUCGCUAUGAAUGCUGAUCGCUACAACCCAGCAGCGCUUAUCAACAAGGGCAACACAGUCUUCGUCAAACAGGACUAUGAAAAGGCUGCAGAGUUCUACAAAGAAGCACUAAGAAAUGAUUCCUCCUGCACUGAGGCCCUCUAUAACCUGGGUCUAGCCUAUAAGCAACUAAAUCGUCUGGAGGAGGCUCUGGACUGCUUCCUGAAGCUCCAUGCCAUUCUGCGGGACAGUGCCCAAGUCAUGUACCAGCUGGCCAGCCUUUAUGAGCUUCUGGAGGAUCCCCAACAGGCAAUCAAGUGGCUGAUGCAGGUCAUCAGUGUGACUCCCACCGACCCCCAUGUACUUGCCAAACUGGGAGAGCUACAUGAUGGUGAGGGGGACAAGUCCCAGGCUUUCCAGUGCUACUCUGAGUCCUUCAGGUACUUCCCUUCCAACAUUGAUGUGAUUGAGUGGCUUGGAGCUUACUACAUCGAGACACAGUUCUGUGAGAAAGCCAUUCAGUACUUUGAAAGAGCCACACUUAUACAACCAACUCAGGUGAAGUGGCAGCUAAUGGUGGCAAGCUGUUACAGAAGAAGCGGAAACUACCAGAAAGCUCUGGAAACAUAUAAAGACAUCCACUGCAAAUUUCCUGAAAAUGUGGAAUGUCUGCGUUUCUUGGUGAGGCUUUGCACAGACAUAGGAUUGAAAGAAGUCCAAGAAUAUGCUACCAAGCUGAAGAAGGUGGAGAAGCUGAAGGAGAUCAGAGAACAGAGGGUGAAGUCGGGGCGGGAAGGCAGUGCCAGAGGUCGGAGAGAAGGCAGAGAGGGCAGCGCAGGGAGUGCCGAUGUCUCCACACCUGUUGUCACCUCUCCUAAGAAAGCCAGCAUCAUGGGCAUAUCAGAGGAUGUCAAAGCAGACAGCGGCCGCAGCAGCAGCAGCAGCAGCACUAAAGGAGAGCGGCUGAGUGCCAGGAUGAGGUCACUUCCUCCUUCCAGUGAGCCCUAUGACGGCAGCAGCCCAAAAGAACUAGACGCGUCUUAUGUCGACCCACUGGGGCCUCAAAUGGAGAGACCAAAGACAGGGGUCAAGAAGCGUGUGGAGGAAGAUGAUUUUGCAGAUGAAGAGCUGGGAGAUGACCUGCUGCCGGAAUAGCUGCUUCGACCAUCUGCCUUCACUGCAGAGUGCGACUGAUCUUAUCUUUUGUCACUUGUGCAAGGCAAGGGCACAAAGUUUCACAACAAAAGCAAAAGAUUCACAAAGAUUUUGCAAAUACCAAACAUUUCACAAUAAACACUAUUGUUCAUGGAAA
Molecule: messenger RNA, 2863 nt
Organism: Monopterus albus (swamp eel)
Lineage: Eukaryota; Metazoa; Chordata; Actinopteri; Synbranchiformes; Synbranchidae
Gene: ift88
Product: intraflagellar transport 88 homolog
Exons: 26
Coding region: 43-2706 (887 amino acids)
Biological process (GO): inner ear receptor cell stereocilium organization; kidney development; non-motile cilium assembly
Cellular component (GO): centriole; non-motile cilium; ciliary basal body
Molecular function (GO): kinesin binding
Source: RefSeq, a predicted model, not a curated record